UAAGAAAUAGCCAGCGAGCAGACUUGGCUCACUUGCUAAGUCAGAUUCAUAACUCACUUCACAGCAUAGUGAUAGCAGCAGUUGAAAGACAAGAUGGGGAACAGCAAAACAACCCAAUGCCAGAAGAAAGAGAAGCAGGAGAAAGAGAAAUGUUAUGACCCCGGAGACAAGACGCUCAAGUUUGUGAACAGAGAUGACGACAUUAUUGGCGGGGUUAUAUAUGAGUCUCUGAGGGCAGAGAUGUCCUGUGGUCACGCUGUCACCCCAGAGUCAUUGACCGGAUGGUGCCUUAGCCUACUCGACAAGAAAAAGUGCACAUUCAUUUGCCCUGCAUCACGUGAAGAUGGUGAAAUGUGUGGUGCCGAGUGGUCUUACACAGAAGUGCGUAAACUGGCUCUUCUGACUCCUGAGGAGAUGAAGAAAUUUGAGGAGACAAUGGCUGACUUGGUUUCAGCCCAGAACUCUUACAAAUCGUGUCCAGGCUGCAACUCAUAUGUUGCAAGGACUGACCUCUCCAACCUGAGAGUCCACUGCACAGUGUGCUCAGCAGAAAAAGGCCAGCUGUACGAGUUCUGCUGGCUGUGUCUGCAGCAGUGGAAAGGUACACAACAGAGUUCUGACCACUGUGACAACGAUGACUGCAUGACUGAUCUGGAACUGCUGAAGACCUGCCCUACUGUCACAUUUGCUGAUGUCCAGGGGGUCACCGGCUGCCCAUCCACACGUGCCUGUCCCACCUGUGGUGUAUUGUUAGAACACGAUAAGACUGGCUGUAAAAAUAUAGAAUGCAAGAAUUGCAAUAAAGAGUUCUGUUUUGUUUGCCUUAAGCUCACAAUUGAGUGCUUGAAGACCAGCAAAUACUUCAUAGGCUGCUCUGCUGGUGUGGCCCCCAGGCAGACUUCUAUACCCUCAUGGAGUGAUAAAUAAAGAUUUUAUCCAGGUGUACCACUUUCCUUCCUACGGGCACUUGAAUUACUUACACUGAUGCAGAACAGGCAUAAUAGCACAGAAAUUGGCAUGUAUUAACACAAAAAUAUUAUUGAAAAUGUCAAUGUAUUGGUACCUAACUCAAAUUGUGUAUAAAGUCAAUAUGUGCGUAGUAAUACAUGUGUAAUAAUGUAUUAGAUUCUAUAAUGUUUCAUGAUUAACAAUCCAUAUACUACUGAUUAUUAUCUGAUCUAUUUCUGGUUGUUUUAUCUGUGCCUGAAACAAACAAAAAAAAACGCAAAUAGAAAUAAUAAUAAUUUCAAAAAUGUAAUCAAUGGUCAACAGAAAUGUUUGCCCCCUUAAGAUAACCUGGAUGUUUUAGAAAAGGUUUUAUGAAUGCGGUUGUUGUACGAGACAUACAUUUCUGAUAAUAUUUCUAUAAUCAUGUUAUUGUCAACCCUAACCCUAGGUAUUGUUCAAGGGGUCCUCUUCUAAACAUGCUACCAGUAUUGUGAUAUUGUUUCCUUUAUCAAUGAUUUCCCACUGGGUACAAGAACAAUGAAUCAUCAAACAAAUACACAUAUUUAAUAAUAGUUAUAUAAUAAUGAUAAUAAUGAUAGUAUUAACAGAAAUGAUAGUAAUAAUAACACAUUUAAUUUGUAUAGUGCUUUGCAUGACUCUCAACACUUUUACAUACACCAGCCAAACAAGAUCACAUGAUCCUUGGAGUCCACAUCACCAACAAACUAACAUGGUCCAAGCACACCAAGACAAUUGUGAAGAGGGCACGACAAAACCUAUUCCCCCUCAGGAGACUGAAAAGAUUU
Messenger RNA from Oncorhynchus tshawytscha (Chinook salmon), 1754 nucleotides. Its product is annotated as potential E3 ubiquitin-protein ligase ariadne-2. The record is from RefSeq and is a predicted model, not a curated record. NCBI's taxonomy places the organism in Eukaryota, Metazoa, Chordata, Actinopteri, Salmoniformes, Salmonidae. The transcript is spliced from 4 exons. Bases 94 to 927 code for a protein of 277 amino acids.